AUGGACAUCCAGAUAUCGGAGCAGUUCGUCCCGCCUCAGUUUAAAAUAUACGACGGGACAACGGACCAGGAGGCCAACAUCAAAACCUUUUCAAACAAAAUGGCGUUCCGGACCGAUAACAACGCCAUUUGGUGCCGAGCUUUCUCAUUAUCACUGGAGGAGGAGGCGCUCCAUACUCAGGACUUGACCAUCUUUGAUUUGGUUACCCUGAAACAAGGGAAGGAAGAAACUUUAAGAGCGUUCAUGGAUCGCUACCAAAAGACCGUCCGAUGGGUGAAGGGAUUAAGCCCAAAACUUGCCUUGCAGUACAUCCUUCCCGCCCUCAAGCUCGGGCCGUUUAAGGACAUCGUCUACCGGCGGGCACCCAAGACUAUGGAAGAACUGCGAGAAAGGGCGACUGAUGAGAUAAGGGUGGAGGAAAUGAAGCUGGUCUAUAAGAAGGAGAAUCAGGAAAACAAAGGAGGAAAAACUAACUGGGGGAAGUCGGGCGGUCAAGUUGGGAAGCCUGGGGGAUUCAAGCAAAGAGAACUGCCUCAGGGGCCACGAUUCCAGCAAUAUACCCCCUUGAACGCCUCUCGUGCGAAGAUUUUCCAGGAAGCUUUGAGCGCAGAGUUGAUCCCAGAACCGAAGAGGCGACCUAUGCCGCCGGGGGCGAACAGUAAUAAGCACUGUUUGUAUCAUAAGAACAUGGGCCACAGCACAGAGGAAUGCGUAACCCUGAGGGAUAAGAUCGAAGAGUUAAUUUGUGCGGGGUAG
Molecule: messenger RNA, 756 nt
Organism: Vigna umbellata (rice bean)
Lineage: Eukaryota; Viridiplantae; Streptophyta; Magnoliopsida; Fabales; Fabaceae
Source: RefSeq, a predicted model, not a curated record